This is a messenger RNA of Didymella exigua CBS 183.55, 1314 nucleotides long. RefSeq names its product mannitol 1-phosphate dehydrogenase. Gene Ontology annotation, biological process: secondary metabolite biosynthetic process. The record is from RefSeq and is a predicted model, not a curated record. NCBI's taxonomy places the organism in Eukaryota, Fungi, Ascomycota, Dothideomycetes, Pleosporales, Didymellaceae. The transcript is spliced from 2 exons. Bases 1 to 1314 code for a protein of 437 amino acids. Gene Ontology annotation, molecular function: FAD binding.
AUGACUUCGACAGACUCGCCAAAGAAGAACUACAAUUUGGCCAUUGUUGGCGGUGGUAUCUCAGGCCUGACCCUCGCCAUCACACUCCUACGGUAUGGUGUACCCAUCACCGUUUACGAAGCGGCGCCUCACUUCGGCGAGAUAGGUGCGGGCGUGUACCUUGGGCCAAAUGCGGGGCGGGCAAUGAAGCUCAUGGAUCCCAAGAUCCACGAAGCUUUCACGAAAACGAAGACAGGAAAUCAGUGGAAGGAAAAGGCAGACUCUUGGUUCACAAUUCGCGUGGGCGACGAGCGCAAAGCAGACAAAGAUGGCUACGUGAAAGAAGGUAAGAAGGUGGGCGAUGCCCUCUUUGAUGUGCCAAUGGAGGCUGGAGGCGAUCGAGGAGGUGUUUACAGAGCAGCUUUCCUGGACGAGCUGGUCAAGGACAUUCCAGACAGCGUGGCUCGCUUCGGAAAGAGACUAGUGGAUCUGAGCAAUGCGAAAGACGACUCCGGAGAUAUGGUAUUACACUUCGCCGAUGGGACUACAGCGCAGCAUUCUGCUGUGAUUGGUUGCGAUGGUAUCAAGUCAAAAACAAGGCCAUGGCUACUCGGCAAAGACGAUACCGCGUCAGACGCAGUGUACUCGGGGAAGUACGCGUACCGAGGCCUGAUUCCGAUGGACAAGGCCGUGGAGUUGCUGGGUGAAGAUGUUGCAGCAAACAGCUCUAUUUUCUUAGGGUAUCAUGGCCAUAUCCUUACCUUCCCGGUCCAGAGGGGCAAGACAAUGAACGUCGUUGCUUUCAACUCGAGCAAAACCUGGGACAACGAGAAGUGGGUCGUCACGACCUCGAAGGAAGAGAUGGAAGCCGAGUUCAGAGAAUGGGGUCCACAGGUCCAGAGAAUUGUCGGCGCCAUGGAGAAGCCUGAUAUCUGGGCGCUGUUUAUGCACCCUCCUUGCAACACUUUCCACAAGGGACGACUAUGUCUGCUUGGUGACGCUGCGCAUGCUACAACACCACACCAAGGCGCCGGUGCCGGCAUGUGCAUCGAAGACUCUUACAUCUUGGCCAACCUUAUCAAGGAUGCGAACAAUGUGAACGAUCUUGAAUGUGCAUUCCACGCCUUCGAUUACACCAGGCGAGAGAGGACACAAAAAAAUGUUACGACGAGUCAGGAAGCAGGACAGUUGUACGACAUGGAACUAUACGGCGAUGAUCUCGAGAAGAUCGAGCAUAGCUUCUUGACAAGGAUGCAGUGGAUCUGGGAGUUCGAUAUUGAGAAGCAGCUGGAAGAGGCGCAGAAGAUUAUGCGUGGCGACGCUGUAAAGACAUAG